Messenger RNA from Caenorhabditis bovis, 933 nucleotides. The record is from the annotation of a GenBank genome assembly. NCBI's taxonomy places the organism in Eukaryota, Metazoa, Nematoda, Chromadorea, Rhabditida, Rhabditidae.
AUGUCAGCUUCUAAACGAUCAAAGGAAGAAUCUCCAUUAGAAGACAAUGUGUACAUCGUCGAAAAAAUUCUAAACAAGCGGACAUUGAAAAAUGGUAAAACAGAAUAUCUUAUUAAGUGGAAUGGUUUUGAAAAUGACGAUUCCUCGUGGGAGCCUGAGGAGAAUCUCUCGUGUCAAGCAAUGAUAUUAGAAUUUGAAAAAGCGAAAAAGGACGAAAAGAGGUCAAAGAAGAAGGAGAAUGAAGAACCUAAGAAAAAGGAAGAAUCACCAAUCGAAACCAAAACGCUUCGGGGAAUUGUCGGAUUAACAAAAGCACCGGGAGAACUCCAUUUUUUGUGCAAAUUCUCUGAUGACUCUGCUCAACUAAUUCCAGCAAAAGAAGUAAAUGCACGUUAUCGAGAAUUUGUCGACACUUACAUUGAGUUUGUAAAACGAAAAGUGGAAAGAAGGCAAAGGAAAAUGGAAGCUGAAAAGCAAGGAAAAGUUUUCAAUGAAGAAGACGAAGAAUGGCCUCCAAUGCCUGCUGGACUCGAUUUUUCUGUCGCAGAAAAUCCGGAAGAAUGUGAAAAGAAAGAUGAAGAAAACGAAAAUCAAAGUCAUGUAGGUUCGGAGAAAAUCGAUGAGCCGCUCACACUUGCCGUCGACGCGACCUCGACGAUGCUCGACAUGAGCUCAUUCGCGAUUGACAAAGAUUCGCUUUCGCAUUUUGCAUCUGACGAGAUUUUGGAUUCGGUGCCGAUUUCGAUGGCUGACGAAUCGCUCGAACUCAUGCAACCAGUAUCGGCGAUUGUCGUCGACACUGUCAUUGAAUCCGAUGAUUUUUUGUAUCAUGAGACUCCGUUGGAGUCGAAAUCUUCUUCGGAUGCUGCGGAGAAGCCUAGUGGGACACCAAAACGACAUGAGAACGAAGCCGGACAAGACGAGUAUGAAUAA